Molecule: messenger RNA, 972 nt
Organism: Emys orbicularis (European pond turtle)
Lineage: Eukaryota; Metazoa; Chordata; Testudines; Emydidae
Gene: APOLD1
Product: apolipoprotein L domain containing 1
Biological process (GO): lipoprotein metabolic process; lipid transport; angiogenesis
Cellular component (GO): membrane; extracellular region
Molecular function (GO): lipid binding
Source: RefSeq, a predicted model, not a curated record
AUGACAAAGGUGAAAUAUCGGGACUCGGGGGGAGGGGGGGACGGCAGAGCAAAAAAAAAAAAAAAGGCGGUGGAGGGACACCACCCCCCCCCGCACCAUCUCGCCUCAUCUCCACCUCUCCCCGUAGGGGAAGGUGCCCAGCUGGUGCAAUCCCACCCACUCAGACAGCAGCAUUUCAGGCAGGCGGCAGCUCUGCCCUGCAGCACAGAGCACCCCGGGAAUAGGAAGGCCAUGGAGAGAAAUGCUAUAACCUUUCCUCCAGCACUGGACCCUACACGCCACUUCCAAAUGCUGCUGCUGAAUCAGAGAAGCAGGCUGCAUGGCCAGAUCAGGAAGCUUCGCGAGAUUGCACGAAACAUCAACAAGCUGCGCAGGCGAUCCUUGAUUGCAAACAUCACUGGGAGUUCCCUGAGUGCAGUAGGAGCAAUCACAGCCAUCGUAGGGCUCUCCUUGAGCCCUGCCACUUUAGGAGCAUCUCUCCUGGCUUCUGCUGUGGGCCUGGGCGUAGCCUCUGCCGGAGGGGCUGUCAAUGUCACUUCCGAUCUCUCCUUAGUGCUCUCUAACUCCAGGGAACUGAGAAGGGUGCAGGAGAUCGCAGUGAACUGUCAGAACCAGAUGAGCGAAAUCCUGAGCUGCCUAGAAUUCCUCCACCGUGGACAGGGCCCAAUGGACCCCCUGUUGCUCCAGUCAGAGAAAAACGCUUCCAUCUCGCUGUACAAUUCCAUCUGCUUCAUGGUAUUCUAUGGUUCGCGCAACUUUCUUAUGCCAGAGUACACAAGGGAGGUCACAAAGGUGAGCCAAGCUGUGCUAAAGGCGAAAAUCCAGAAACUGGCUGAAAACCUUGAGUCCUGCAUCAGAGCAAUGGAUGAAGUCUGUGAACUCUUAGAAUCCAGAGCAGAACUUUCCUCCAACACAAGAAACCCCAGCUCAAGUGCCAGGAUCACUGUCAAACCCCAGGGAUCAUCCAGCUGA